This is a messenger RNA of Dictyostelium discoideum AX4, 2148 nucleotides long. RefSeq lists its product as hypothetical. The record is from RefSeq and is a predicted model, not a curated record. Lineage: Eukaryota; Evosea; Eumycetozoa; Dictyosteliales; Dictyosteliaceae. The transcript is spliced from 3 exons. Gene Ontology annotation, molecular function: guanyl-nucleotide exchange factor activity. Bases 1 to 2148 code for a protein of 715 amino acids.
AUGAACAGUAUUAUUGGAGGUACAGAUCCUCUAUCUAUGAUAUUUAAAGAGGAAGAAAUUAAAAAACAACAAAUUUUAUUAGAAAAAGAAGAAAAAGAGAAACAAGAACAACAACAAAAGAAACUAAAUAAAGAUAAUAUAUUUAAAUUAGAGGAAGAAGGUAAAAAAUUAGAGUUAUCAACAAAAGUUCAUAUUCAACAUCCAAACAUUUCAACAACAUCUGACAAUAACUCAUUAUUAGAUCCAAGUAAUUUAACAUUAAAUGGUAAAAAAAAGAAAUGGAUUAAUAGUUUUUGUAUUAUAAAUUUUGAUUUAGAAAUUGGUCAAGUAUUAGAUUAUUCAUUCCCACAAGUUAAUUUUAAAGAAGAAGAAUCAACAAAUUUAUGUUUUUUAUCAUUUCCAGAUUCAAAUUCUCAUUUACAGGGUGAUAUUAUAUAUUCAUUUAAAUUAAAAGAGACAAGUAGUUUAGGUAAUGGUCAAUGUAAUUUUCAAUAUGGUUAUGUAUUUUUUAGACAAGAGAAAGAUUCAUCAAUAAGUAGAGGUUAUUUACAAAAGUCUGUAGUAUUAUUAAGUGAUGAAUCAUUUGUUGGUUUAUUUAAAAAGGUUAUGGAAAUCGUUGGUCCAUUAUAUUUUGAUCAUGGUAAUACUCUGCUAGAGGUAGCUUAUCAAAAUAUAAUGAAUUGGCCAGAAUUGAAAUUAGGUCAAACUUAUGAAUUACCAAUUUUAGGUUACAUUUUAACUUUUCAUGUACCACAUACAAGAGGUACACCACAUAUAAUUGAUCCAGUUGUAAAACAACAUCAAUUGGGUGGUGGUAGUGGUGGUGGUUUAAGCAGUUCACCAUCAUCGUCAUCUGGUGGUGGUAAUAUACCGACUAGUAAUACAACAGGAGUUUCACCAUCAAUAUGGAGUGAAAUGAAAUUAGUUAGUAAUUUAAAAUCAAUUGAUAUUUAUGGUUGCUUUAAAAGUUUUACAACUAAAUUAUGGAUGCUUUGGGAAUUGGUAUUAUUAGGUCAUCCAUUAUUAGUAAUUUCACCAAAUCCACCAAUGUGUUCAGAUUCAGUUUUAGCUUUAGUUAGUUUAAUUUCACCAUUACAUUAUUGUGGUGAUUAUAGACCAUAUUUUACAAUUCAUGAUACAGAUUUUCAUAAAUAUACAAGUUUUUCACAUUUAUCAGGUACAAGACCUGAUGAUUCAAAUAAUAAUAAUAAUCAAGAUGACAGCGAAUAUAAUAAUAAUAAUAAUAAUAAUGGUAUACCACCAUCAAUUUUAGGUGUAACAAAUCCAUUCUUUUUAAAAGCAUUAGGUAAUUGGCCUAAUAUUUUAACGAUUGGUACAACACAACAAAGAUUAGGUGGUUUCAAGAAAAUUAAAUCCUCUUUACCAAAUAUAAUGUCAAAGGAUUUAUUAACUCGUCAUGUUUUAGAUAAUAAAGAAAAGAUACUAUCUGAAUAUAAACCAUUUAUUUCACCUGAUAAAUCUGUAUUAAAGAAAAUAACUGAAUCUGCUGAUGAUGAUAUUAUAAAUGAAGUACUUCGUACUCAUUUCUUACAAUUAACUCAAAAAUUUUUAAUACCAUUAGAAAGAUAUUUUUCUUUAUUAUUACCAUUAGCAAAGACAAUAUCAAUAUUUCAAAGACCACCAAGAUUAAAACCAUUUAUUAAAGAGGAAUGUUUAAAUAAGAUAAUGGAAACUGAUGAAAGAUUUAUAAUUGAUAAUAAAUCAAAAGAAAUUGAAUUGUAUAAACAAUUUUUAGAUUGUGUAAAUUUUAAACAAUGGUUAGAUGAUAAAAGAGCCCAAGCAAUUAAACAUUUAAAUAUUCUAUAUAGAAAGGCAAUUUUAGAUGCUGAUAUUCAUACAUUAUUAAGAGGUAAACCAAUUUCAACCGCUACUGAUCUUUUAAAAAGAGUUGAGGAUCAAUUAAUUUUAGAGGAAAAUUUAUUUCAAACUUCAAAAGAAAUUAAAGAUAAAUUCAAAUCUCAUAUUGAAAUAAUACGACAAUAUAAAAAUAAUUGUGAUAAUAAUAAUGAAAAUAAUAAUAAUAAUAUUCUCUUAACAUCACCAAUAAAAUCAACAUCAUUAUCAUCAAUCGCACUACCACCAUCGUCAACAACAGUAACAACAAAAACUACCACAACAACAAAAUAA